Molecule: messenger RNA, 6609 nt
Organism: Gavialis gangeticus (Gharial)
Lineage: Eukaryota; Metazoa; Chordata; Crocodylia; Gavialidae
Gene: KIDINS220
Product: kinase D interacting substrate 220
Exons: 29
Coding region: 60-5357 (1765 amino acids)
Molecular function (GO): protein binding
Source: RefSeq, a predicted model, not a curated record
AGCGCCCAGCCACCCGCGGGUGUGUGCUGUUGUAGAAGUAUUUGAAGUACUGUCCAAAGAUGGCCAGCUUGAUGACUCAGAGUGUCUUGACUUAUGUGGAAGAAGGGAAUGUUCCUGCUCUGAAAGCGCUUCUUGAAAAGUGUAAGGAUGUGGAUGAGAGAAAUGAGAAUGGUCAGACUCCAUUAAUGUUGGCUGCCGAGCAGGGCAAUUUAGAAAUUGUCCAAGAGCUGCUUAAGAAGGGAGCUAACUGCAACUUGGAAGACUCCGAUAACUGGACAGCUCUUAUUUCGGCAUCCAAGGAAGGACAUGUAGAUAUUGUAGCAGAACUGCUCAACUGUAAUGUUAAUUUGGAGCACCGGGAUAUGGGAGGAUGGACAGCUUUAAUGUGGGCAUCCUAUAAAGGUCGUACUGAAGUAGCUGAGCUUCUUCUUGAGAAGGGAUCAAAUCCAAACAUCACGGGGCUGCAAUACAGUGUUUAUCCUGUCAUUUGGGCAGCAGGACGAGGUCACUCAGAUAUAGUACGACUCUUACUGCAACAUGGGGCUAAAGUGAACUGCUCUGACAAAUAUGGAACCACACCACUGAUUUGGGCUGCAAGGAAGGGUCAUUUGGAGUGUGUAAAGUACCUGUUGCAGAUGGGAGCUGAUGUUGACCAAGAAGGGGCUAACUCUAUGACUGCACUUAUUGUAGCAGUAAAAGGUGGUUACACUGACUCUGUAAAGGAAAUUCUGAAGAGGAACCCAAAUGUGAAUUUAACCGAUAAAGAUGGAAAUACAGCUUUGAUGAUUGCAUCGAAGGAGGGUCACACAGAAAUUGUGCAGGAUCUCCUUGAUGCUGGAACAUAUGUGAACAUUCCUGAUAGGAGUGGCGACACUGUGCUGAUUGGUGCUGUUAGAGGCGGUCAUGUUGAAAUUGUGAGGGCCCUGCUCCAUAAAUAUGCUGACAUAGACAUCAGAGGCCAGGAUAAUAAAACUGCUUUAUAUUGGGCAGUUGAAAAAGGAAAUGCCACAAUGGUGAGAGAUAUUUUGCAAUGCAAUCCUGAUACAGAAAUAUGCACAAAGGAUGGAGAAACACCACUUAUAAAGGCAACAAAGAUGAGAAAUAUUGAAAUAGUAGAGCUUUUGCUGGAUAAAGGAGCUAAGGUUUCUGCUAUAGACAAGAAAGGAGAUACUCCGCUUCACAUUGCCAUUCGGGGACGGAGCCGUAAACUUGCAGAACUCCUUUUAAGAAAUCCCAAAGAUGGCAGACUGCUUUACCGGCCCAACAAAGCUGGGGAGACACCUUACAAUAUUGACUGUAGCCACCAGAAAAGCAUUUUAACUCAGAUAUUUGGAGCCAGACACUUAUCUCCUACUGAAUCUGAUGGUGACAUGUUGGGUUAUGACCUCUACAGUAGUGCGUUGGCUGAUAUUCUUAGUGAACCAACCAUGCAGCCACCUAUUUGUGUAGGACUUUAUGCGCAGUGGGGAAGUGGGAAAUCUUUCCUGCUCAAAAAACUGGAAGAUGAAAUGAAAACUUUUGCAGGACAGCAGAUUGAACCUCUGUUCCAGUUCUCUUGGCUUAUUGUAUUCCUUACACUCAUGGUCUGUGGAGGUCUGGGUUUAUUGCUUGCUUUCACAGUGGACACCAAGCUUGGAAUAGCAGUGGCACUGAGUUUGUUAGCAGUUCUAUAUAUAUUUUUUGCUGUGAUUUAUUUUGGUGGCCAAAGAGAAGGAGAGAGCUGGAACUGGGCUUGGGUGUUGAGUACAAGAUUGGCAAGACACAUUGGAUACUUGGAGCUACUUCUCAAACUGAUGUUUGUAAACCCACCAGAAUUACCGGAGCAAACCACUAAAGCUUUACCCGUUAGAUUUCUGUUUACUGACUACAAUAGACUGUCCAGUGUAGGAGGAGAAACUUCAUUGGCUGAAAUGAUUGCUACCCUUUCUGAUGCAUGUGAAAGGGAAUUUGGUUUCUUAGCAACAAGGCUUUUUCGAGUGUUCAAGACAGAAGAUACACAAGGUAAAAAGAAAUGGAAAAAAACUUGUUGUCUCCCAUCCUUUGUUAUCUUCCUCUUCAUAUUGAGUUGCAUUAUCGCUGGGAUCACGUUGCUGGCCAUUUUUAACAUAGAUCCAAAGAACAUGACUGUGAAUGCUAUACUGAUAUCAGUUGCAUGUGUUGUCGGUUUGGCCUUUAUUUUGAACUGUCGUACAUGGUGGCAAGUAAUAGAUUCAGUCUUGAAUUCCCAGAGGAAACGUCUUCAUAAUGCUGCUUCCAAGCUUCACAAGCUGAAAAGUGAAGGGUUUAUGAAGGUUCUGAAAUGUGAAGUGGAACUGAUGGCCAAAAUGGCAAAAACCAUUGAUAGCUUCACUCAGAAUCAGACAAGGCUUGUUGUAAUCAUUGAUGGAUUGGAUGCGUGUGAACAGGACAAAGUUCUUCAGAUGCUAGACACAGUACGAGUCCUGUUUUCAAAAGGACCAUUUAUUGCUAUUUUUGCAAGUGACCCACACAUCAUUAUAAAGGCAAUUAACCAGAAUCUAAAUAGUGUGCUACGAGAUUCAAAUAUAAAUGGACAUGAUUACAUGAGAAAUAUAGUCCAUUUGCCUGUUUUUCUUAACAGUCGUGGUCUUAGUAGUGCAAAAAAGCUGAUGGUAGCUGCAACUACCAAUGGAGAUGUUCCAUAUUCAGAUAAUACAGGAUUGCAUGAAGAAGUUGACAGAAGGGUUUCUCAGAAUAGCCUUGGAGAGAUGACCAAACUUGGCAGCAAAACUGCUCUCAAUAGGCGGGAUACUUAUAGAAGACGACAGAUGCAGCGUACUAUUACUCGCCAGAUGUCUUUUGAUCUGACCAAGCUUCUAGUCACAGAAGACUGGUUCAGCGAUAUCAGUCCUCAGACGAUGAGAAGAUUACUCAAUAUUGUUUCUGUGACAGGACGUUUGUUGAGAGCAAAUCAGAUCACUUUCAACUGGGAUAGACUAGCUAGUUGGAUCAACCUUACAGAGCAGUGGCCAUACAGAACAUCUUGGCUGAUACUGUAUUUGGAAGAGACUGAAGGAGUUCCAGAUCAACUGACUUUAAAAACCAUUUAUGAGAGAAUUUCAAAGAAUAUUCCAACAACUAAAGAUGUUGAACCUUUGCUUGAAAUUGAUGGGGACAUCCGGAACUUUGAAGUAUUUUUGUCUUCACGAACACCGGUUCUAAUAGCACGUGAUGUAAAAAUCUUUUUGCCAUGUACUGUGAACUUAGAUCCAAAGCUACGAGAAAUCAUUGCAGAUGUUCGUGCUGCACGAGAUCAAAUGAACAUUGGAGGACUUCCAUAUCCCACGCUGCCAUUACACGAGGCACCUGCUAGAGCAUCUUCAGUGUUCAGUCAGCCUUCUUCAGUCUGCUCUUCAUCCACCUCCUUCAAUGGACCUUUCAAUGGUGGAGUUUUAUCGCCACAACCUCACAGCAGCUACUACAGUGGUAUGACAGGACCUCAGCAUCCAUUUUAUAAUCGACCAUUCUUUGCCCCAUAUGUUUACAUGCCAAGGUAUUACCCUGGCAGUUCUCAUCUCAUCUCACGUCCACCACUAAAAACAAGUUUGUCCAGGGAUCAGAGCAAUGGCCUAGGCACAGGAGCCAUCACAGGAUCAGUGACAGGAGGAUCACAUGCAUCUUUGAGCUCUAUGACGGUGGAAAGCGUAUGUGAAAAGCUGAAGCAGAUAGAAGGUCUGGACCAGAAUAUGCUCUCUCAGUACUGUGCAACAAUAAAAAAGGCAAACAUAAAUGGUCGUGUCUUGGCUCAGUGUAACACUGAAGAACUGAAACGGGAGAUGAACAUGAAUUUUGGUGACUGGCACCUUUUCAAAAGCAUGGUACUGGAAAUGAGAAAUUCAGAAAAUCAGGCAGUUCAUGAAGAUUCUCGUGGGGCAAAUGAACAUGUUACCAAUGUGAUUCCUCAUAAUGAGCUUGCUCGUCGUUCAGGGCAUAACAGUGAAUUGCCUCACACUGAGCUUACAGGUCUUUCUGGUCAAGCUCCCUAUGCUCUCAACUUCAGCUUUGAAGAACUGAACACAAUUGGUCUUGAUGAAGCUCCUCCUCGACACAGUAACUUAAGUUGGCAGUCACAAACUCGCAGAACUCCCAGUCUCUCAAGUCUCAAUUCUCAAGAUUCUAGUAUUGAAAUCUCAAAGCUUACUGAUAAGGUGCAAGCAGAAUAUAGAGAUGCGUAUAGAGAAUAUAUUGCUCAAAUGUCCCAACUAGAAGGGGGUGCAAGUUCCACUACUGUAAGUGGCAGGUCCUCCCCACAUAGCACAACAGCCUUCUAUAUGGGGCAGAGUACAUCAGGAGGCUCUCUCCAUUCCAGUAUUGAACAAGAAAAAGGAAAGGAUGGUGAACAGAAACAAGAUGAUGGAAGAAAGUCCUUUCUCCUGAAGAGAAAUGAUGUUGUAGAUUACAAUACUUCAGGUGUUUCCACUAAUGAUGCAUCUCCUUUGGAUCCUAUCACUGAAGAAGAUGAAAAAUCUGAUCAGUCGGGUUCCAAGCUUCUCCCAGGAAAGAAAUCUUCCGAAAGAACAAGCAUUUUCCAGGCAGCAGAUAUAAAACUAAAGGGAGUUACUUUGCGCUAUCAGAAACUUCCAAGUGAUGAAGAUGAGUCUGGAACUGAAGAGUCAGAUAAUACUCCACUUCUCAAGGAAGGUAAGGACAAGAAAAUGGAUGGAAAAAUGGACAAGCAGCCAAAAUCUCCAGAACAUGGAUCUGAGCCUAUCAGAACCUUCAUCAAAGCAAAGGAGUAUUUGACAGAUGCUCUUCUAGAUAAAAAAGAUUCUUCUGACUCUGGUGUGAGAUCCAGUGAAAGUUCUCCAAAUCACUCCCUUCAUAAUGAAGGAGCAGAUGAUUCUCAGCUUGAAAAGGCAAAUCUCAUUGAACUAGAAGAUGAUAGCCACAGUGGAAAGAGAGGGAUUCCACACAGCCUGAGUGGUCUUCAAGAUCCAGCUGUAGUACGCAUGUCUAUUUGCUCAGAAGAUAAGAAAAGCCCUUCGGAGAGCAGCUUAAUAGCAAGCAGUCCUGAAGAGAAUUGGCCUGCUUGCCAGAAAGUCUAUAAUUUAAACAGAACCCCUAGUACCGUCACUCUAAAUAAUAACAGUGCUCCAGCUAAUAGAGGUAAUCACAAUUUUGAAGAAACUGAAGGUGUCAGGGAGUCCCCUCAAAUUAUCCUGCGCCCUGGCACAAGUUCUAAUUCAACUGCUGUUCAGAAUGAGAACCUGAAGAGUGUGGCUCACAAGCGAAGUCAGCGUUCUAGUUAUACCAGGCUAUCAAAAGAUGCAUCAGAGCUCCACACUGUUACUGCCUCAGAUGCUGCGGGCUUUGGAGAGGAAAGAGAGAGCAUUCUGUAAAAGAAACUGAGCAGUUCAGAGCAGUGCAUGCUUGUGUUUAAAUAAUUUUCUUGAGAUCCUUAGUUUGUCAGUUCAUGGUCAUGGUAGACGCUGCAUAUUUUUAGGUAGCCUUCCCUAACAUCUAGAUUUUUUUCCAGACAUUUUCAUGAAUAGAAAAAAUAAUGGCAUUAAACAAUAAAUAUUCUACUACCCCCCCCUUCAUGUUCCCUUCCCCAAAUAAAAUCAGUGCUUAUCCUUUACUUCACUUACUGCUUGGAAGUCAUAUUCCUUGCUAAAGAAGUAUGUAGCAAAACCAUAUUUUGGGAUUAAGUCUCCAAUGAGUAGUAUUUCUUAUAAAAAUGAAAGGUAGACUUUAAAUAUAUAUUCCAGUAUACAAAGAUCACAUUUGAUUAUCCCACCUAAUAGCUCUAAUUACAUCAAACAACAUUUUGAUUAAUGUUAUACUAUGUGGUGCUAUCUGAAUUUAGAGAAUCAGAAGUCACAACACUGAAAUCCCUCGUGUCCUUUGCAACUCAGAAUUUCAUACUUUUCUUUAACUAUUCAGUUUAUCUAGCAUAAAAAGUGUUGGUGCGUAUGUAUUUAUACAUAUAUAAUUAGCUAACUGCACAUCUCAUCACGUCAAUUUGUUCUAUAGUUACUAUUGUCUUUGCAGGUUUUAUUUGUGUGGUGUGCUGAUAGGUUUAGAAGAGAACAUUGUCUGGAUGUAGUAUUAGAACUGACAGAUACUUGGAUUGUAAUGUCCUCUCACUGAUUGAGUACUCUAUUAUAGGUACAUAAUUUCACAAUCAUUGCACUAAAUAGUUUUAACAAUCGUGUUACUCUAAUUGUAAAGACAAUGUUUGAAUGUGAAGUCUGAAUUUAUGAAGUAUGUGGUGUUUUGCAUGAUUUGUUGUUUCUCUAAUAUAUUGUUUUCCAUCUGGUUAUGGAAAGAAAAUAAGUAAUUAGUGUUUUCCAUUUUAAAAGUGAUAUUUAAUUAUCAGGUCUCAGUCAUAAUAGUGUACUAGCUUCUUUAUACUGGAAAUAUAGUAUUUGAUAAUCUCUGUUGUCAGCUAAAUAAUGUAUCUGUCUUUGUAGCAAAUACUUAAUGCUGUUAAACAAAAUUUGCAUGAUAUUGGAAAUGGUUGUUCAAUCAGUAUUCCAGUAGUAUAGAAGGAAUAAAUAACUUUGCAUGUUAGUUUUUGUGCCUGCAUUUGUUCAUUGUAGUGAUUUGUUUCUGCAGUUGACAAUAAAUAGUGUGAGGUUGGUUAAAGCA